GAACGUCGAGCGGCUCAUGGGGACAGCGGUUUAGACAGUCUACUAGGAGAUUGCCGGUCGGAAUCAUCGCCACGUUAUAACCCGUUUAGCACCUUGCGGUGCGCGCGCUCGCGAUCACAAGGACGGACGGUUGACACGACGGAGUUGUAGCAAUACUCUCUUCAAGGCGGUUGCCCUGGGCCUUAGGUUGCAAAAAACAAAACUGUCCCGGCUUUACCGCGUGGCGUGGAGUAAGGUCACGCGCAGUUGUACGGUCUAGACUGCGCCUGGUGGGGGACACAGUCGUUUGUUACUCAUCGAACAAGUGCCGCCUCGAGCCGCGCACUGUGUAUGUGUGGAACAUGUGUGUAGCCCCCCACACCCUACCACGAGUGGGUGACAUUCCAUUCAAGCUACGGGGCCGGCAGCAGUGUGUAUCCGCUCAGUUUCCUGCUAUACAGUUGACCCGGUUGGUUUGGGUCUGAAUUCCGAGAACGAGUGAUAAGGAAACCCGCCGGAACAGUGGGGGAAACGGUUCACCACUGGCACGCACACAACCGUAGGCAACCAGCCCGGAAAGGUGGUUUCGUGCUGGUUGCGUGGUGCACAGUCAGCUGAUACGUGAUGGCCCACCAGCAGCCGGUGGUGCCACCUGUUGUUGUUCUCCGCCGCGCCGCGUGUAAGCAUUGUUGUGUGUUCCACGUGCUCAACCCGGGCAAGCAAGUGUGUGUACGCCGGGUCGACGUCGCUCUUCACGACGUUCCAGUUCAUUCUUCGCGGGAAUCGCCCGAGCUAUUACCGUCUGAAAUUCUUGGAUAAACAAACCAUAAAGCAAGGUGAUGCUUGUGAUAGUGACAAACGAAUGUGUGAUAACGUAUUUGGUGUAAUUCAAUUAGGUGUGCCGAAGCUGAAAACAAAUGGACUCGAUCGUAAUGCACACGGUGGGUUUACGAUUGCAACCAACCGACACUGUCACGAUGGUCUCAGGCCACCAAAAUUGCAUAUUCCUGUCCACGGUAGCCAACUGAUAAGCAUGGCACCGAUCGGUGUCAAAGAUUACACGCACAAUGAAUUCUUCUAAUACAAUGCAAUUGACCGACCGUGGCAGCGUGCAGCAACGUCGACGAAGACGGCGAAGGCGACAGUGGUGCGUUAUCAGUCGUUCAUGGAUAGUAGAAGAACGCGGGUUCCCAUGGACCGGCGCCACGAAUCGCACACGAGAAGCCUCGAAUGGGGGAGCCCAGGAACGAAAGCAAAAGGAACUUACAAGUGAACCGCAAAGAGUCCGCGGCGCAGUGCUGAUAAUGCCAAGCGUAUCGACAAACUGUCCAAGGAACCAUCAUCACGACCAGGGGGAACUCGUAGGGAACCAGUCGCGCUUCAGCACCGGUCUGGGUCGGUGGUACGGUCUGUUGCGAUCGCCAACGAUUGAUCGAUCCGCAUCCCGCAUCAUCGAUCAUCAUACUUCCGAUGAAGCAAGUGGUAUAUCGUCGCCGGUGAACAACACUUUUUUAGCAAGUAUGCGACCAUUGGGGAUCGACAGAAUGGUGACAAGGCGGCACCUUUCUCGUCCAACGAUACUGAUCAUUCUGCUGGUUCUGUGUGGAUUCAUUCACGCGGAUAUUGUGAACUAUGACGAUGACUAUUUGGAUGUCACUAUCAGGGAGGAGAUUCCAUAUCAACGAUCGACGGUCGAUAGCGACAGCUACGUUGUGGCGGUCGUUGAGUUUCAUCCCGAGCAGAUGACCAUACCGAUCGAAGAGCGCACCAGGAUCCACCUGAACGAGUACAGCGAGAUGAUUCGAUCUGCCACUGCCCGGCCGGCUGAUAUUAUUGUGUUCCCGGAGCUAACGCUCAACUCACUCUCCGAUCCAGUGUUUGUGCCGGAACCCAGCCAACACGUAAUACCGUGUAACGAUUACGGUACCAUACUGGUGACACUGUCCUGUCUCGCACGCGAAGUUCAAAAGUACCUGGUGAUCAACCUGUCGGAGCAGUUCUUCGUGCAGCAUCGCGCCGAAACGGUGCGCUACAACACGGACGUGGUGUUCGAUCGGAAUGGUAUGGUGAUAGCACGCUACCGGAAGUUCAAUCUAUUCAAAGAGCCAGGAACAAGCAUCACCGACGCACCGGAGCUGGUCACUUUCGAUACUGAUUUCGGAGUUCGGUUUGGUGUGUUUACCUGUUUCGACAUACUGUUCGCUGCACCGACGCUGCAGCUCGUUAAACAAGGAUUGCGUGACUUUGUGUUCCCUGCUUUCUGGACCUCGGAGCCACCGUUCCUAGCGUCGACGCAAAUAUUUGAAAGCUGGGCAUAUGCGGUCGAUGCCAAUCUGAUCGUAUCCGGUACGAACUAUGCGCUGUCCGGUGCUACCGGAACCGGUGUUUUCAACGGGCGCAGCGGUGCGCUGUUAGCACACUUUACCGGAAUACCGACUAGGCAGCUGCAUAUGGUGACGGUACCGAAGAAGCACACCAGAUGGCAACCAUCUCGCAGCGAUUUUGUACCGGCGGUGUUAAACAAUGAACGACCGGAACCGCAUCGUAUUCCCGGUGCCGAGCUGGAACGAGUCGUUAUGGGGCGCGAUUUCCUUGAGCAGUUUACUACGAUGCAGCUGAACCCUGAGUGGGCAGAAGAUACGAUCGAGCAGAUCGUGUGCCAUGGAUUUUUCUGUUGCGAUUUUAGCAUCAGCACCAAGAUCAUCGAGCCUUACACACUAACGCACUAUUAUCGCAUGGCAGUUUUCGAUGGUGAUCGUACAUUCCAGGGAUUCGCCGAUGCGCAUGUCUCGAUCUGCGCUGUGAUCGCUUGUCGCAAUGAAUCGAUUGCCAGCUGUGGUCGCCUGCUGAUAGAUGCUUCACCGUACAUGGAAUUCACCGAUAUUACGAUCACGGGACGAUUCAUUGCUAACGGCACCCUUGCGAUGCCCAACACGCUAGACAUGGCGAUGUACUCACUCGACGCUGAGCAGUAUCAAUUUUCCGGUGAUGUAAAUUACACAGACAACUACCAAACGGUCACGAUGAAACUCAACAGUCCGGUAAACCAUUUGCAAACGUUCGGCAUCUACGCGUUCAAUCAUAAAAACUUUGAGUUCUACAAUCCGAUUGAACUACCUGCAGAAAAUCCUCCCCCUGAUGGUGGGGAUGAUGGUGGUGAUGAUGGAGCGGCUAGUCUUGUGAAUCCUCCAAAACGGGUCAUUCUUCUACUUGGAGCGCUCCUAGCCAGUGCUGUUCUUCAUCCCGUGACUCUCCACUGAUAGAGAAUUCAUUUCCAACCCCUUUUCCACCGCAGUAUUCUUAGUCAACUCUGCCAAACAAGUGAGCGGAACGGGAUGAAACGGCUACUUGUGCCAUGGAUCAUUAGUUUUUAACAUAACUCACGUUUUGCUGUGAAUUAAGGAGUGGUACGCUAAACCAAAACAUCUAUUAUAUGAUGACGUGCUGUAGGAAUUUUGUGAUAGCUUUGCGCGAACCGUUAUAGAGAUCCCAUCGAAGGAUCUUCACUGAGUAACAGGCACUUAUCAUAUGAGUUAAAGUUGUUCCGUAAAAUUCAUGUUGGCCAAGAAAAAGCAACCGAAAUGUCCUCGCUUUUUUCUCCUUGAUGUGUGUGUUGAGUCCUGAGAUACAGGAAGAGGAUUUUCGUUUAUUGCAACUCAUGUUUGGUUAGCAAAUCGUGAGCUCGCUGUGUAGAAUUAUAAUGACAAGCGGCCUCGAGCGUGAUUUGACGAUCAUCAGUUAAGUACUUACUAAUCGGGUCGUACCUAGGCAUUUUAGCAGAGCACAUCAAUCCUUCGAAAAUCCAAAUAAUUAUAUUCAAGAAAAAGAGGUUGAGCAGUUUGGUUUGACAGAAUAAUAUAUUUCUUUAUUAAUAUUUCUCAGGCGAUAAAUGUUCUUUAGAUACCGAAUACAAAGUAUUUAAAAGUUAAAUUCAUUAGGUGAAAUUAACACAAUGUUUGUUGCUUUGUUUGGAGCAUAUAAAAUGUUUAUUGUUUUAUUUAUCGAAAAGAGUCCCAAUAUUACCUGAACAUGCAAGAAAUAAAUUUCUAUGGCUGCCUGCAUCUUUGGUAGCGUUUCGUACAUUUGUUUCCAGAUAUAUCAACGCCAGAUAUAAAUUGUUUAUAUCAAUUGGCAAACUUUUCACUGUAACCCUUUAAUUGGCACGUUAGAAUAACCGAAAUCAGCCAUUCGAUUACAGAUAGGAUGAAACCUAAGCGAUUUUAAUCUAUGUUACACUCAAUGUAAUGCAAUUGCAUCAAUCAAAUUUCCAGCAUCUAGAACAGAAGCUUCAACGCACAUUCAAAGCAAUCUUAUACUUUUUAUACGAUGUUGAAUUUAAUUCAAAAAUAAAUUAUGUUUGGUAAAUUAUCCAUCAGAUACUAGAUUAAAUCAAACAGAUCUUCUGGUGAUGGUAAAUAUGUAUGACCAAAAAAAGAUAAAUAUAAAUAAUUUUAUAAUAACACAUCAAAUUACAUUAAUGUAACAAGACUACUCCUUCUUAGUUGAAAUUCAUCAUAGCAUCAUUAGUAACGCAAAGUUACUUUGUGCCAUAAGGACAUGAUUAGAACCAACUAAGCAGAAGAGAACACCACAAACCGAUGCGGUGGUAUUACUUUCCUAGGUCUCACAUAGGGUUCUAACGUCUGGAUCUAAAACAAAGAGGAAUAAAAAUAGUAAUCCGAAAUUAAGAACAACAUAUUUUGAUUCAUAAGUGGAACCGUAAAAGUUUGAAUACUUACAGGAUUC
Anopheles darlingi is the source of this 4725-nucleotide messenger RNA. RefSeq names its product vanin-like protein 2. Bases 1047 to 3239 code for a protein of 730 amino acids. The record is from RefSeq and is a predicted model, not a curated record. The transcript has 6 exons. NCBI's taxonomy places the organism in Eukaryota, Metazoa, Arthropoda, Insecta, Diptera, Culicidae. Gene Ontology annotation, molecular function: hydrolase activity, acting on carbon-nitrogen (but not peptide) bonds, in linear amides.